AUGACAGGUUCUGCACGAAACUCUUCACUGCCAUGUCCAUUUCAAAAGGCCGACCAGCUGAGCAGUGACCUUGACGGGUCGCAGGACUGCCUACCAGGCCAUCCCCGGAUCAAGCUCAGCGACCAGAAGAGUCUGUUCCACUUUAUUCGGCAAGAAGUCUGGGCGACGGACCUCGAAACAAUAUCGAGCAAACUGUGGUGGAUGUCGAAGCAGGAUAACGGCAAUAUCUCUCCGUUGCAUCGACAGAUGGUCAAGGGGCGGAAGAUCAUCAUCACGGAGGAUCCUCGCCUUCAUCUCGUCUGGAUCGAUGAUCGGAUUUUUGUCAAGCCUCUCCCCCAAUACUUGGCAUGCUAUUCAUUUUGGCAUAAAUAUUUAAGCAAUCCAUCUCAGCACGAUGAUAUCAUCAAUCUCAGAAAGGCUGCACUCGGCUACUUGCGAUCUUAUCUUUACCUGAUCCAGCAUGAGUCGGAUCUUCGCAUUGCUCAAGAUGCGGCUCUCUGUCUGGUACCCAAGGAAGUGACCUGGUAUCAAUUUUGCCAUUUUACUGCCAAUCUCAACGACGUCACCGACAACGAGGUUUCCGGACGAUAUCAUUACGGAGAAAUUCGACUUACUCGACUCAACUACUAUGCGCUAAUUCUUUUAGGUAGAACACGUUAUCAACGAGUGGAUUAUCAGUAUCGGGCGUACUUCGCACGGAUCCAAGGUCUAAUUCUAUGUGCGUUCGCCUUUCUUUCGAUUUUGCUGAAUUGCAUGCAAGUCAACCUGGCCGCAGCAACGUUAGAAGAAAAGUAUACGACUAUCGCGAUGACCGAAGUCUGCUAUUGGAUCAGCCUCAUGAUCGCAGUUGGAACAUGCUUCCUUUUACUGAUACUGGUGCAUCUCUUCAUAUUCAAAAUUAUCAGGGAAUGGAGAUUUGCUGUACACAAUCGUCUAGCGGGGAGAAAAGAGCAACAGAAGUUAACAUCAAAUGGCCUGCAUGUGUAA
Talaromyces rugulosus is the source of this 987-nucleotide messenger RNA. RefSeq lists its product as uncharacterized. Lineage: Eukaryota; Fungi; Ascomycota; Eurotiomycetes; Eurotiales; Trichocomaceae. The transcript has a single exon. The record is from RefSeq and is a predicted model, not a curated record. Bases 1 to 987 code for a protein of 328 amino acids.